AUUUCUCACAGACUGGCUAGGAGGGUGUUGUUUCUGAAGCCAUGGCAGAGGCAGAGGAAGAAUUCAGAGCAGCUGCUGCCCUGGAAGAUGAGCUCAGCUGCCCUAUCUGUCUGUGCUUCUACAGCAACCCUGUCUCCCUGAGCUGCCAGCACAGCUUCUGCAAGGAGUGUAUCCAGAAAGCACUGGCUGCCCAGCAGCAAGCCAAGGCCACCUACUCCUGCCCUAUGUGCAAGGUCCAGCUGGGGCCCUUUCUGGAGCUGCAUAAGAACUUCCAGCUCUGCAGCAUAGUGGAGAAGUUCCAGACGGCUUCUUCAAAGGGAAAGCAGGGCAAGGAGAAGGCCUCUCCGCAAGGGAAGGAGACAGUCCCCUGUGAUUUCUGCCUGGAGCAGCCUCACACAGCAGUGAAAACCUGUCUGACCUGUGAGGCAUCUCUGUGUCAGGCCCACCUGAGCAAACACAAUGCCAAGGCUGCACAGAAGGAUCAUGUCCUGGUAGACCCCAGUGACAACAGCUCCCUGCAGGAGAGGAAGUGUGGCAAGCAUGGCAAGCUGCUAGAGUGUUACUGUGAAGAUGACCAGGUCUUCGUCUGCAUGAUGUGCUCUAUCGCAGGCUCCCACAAGGGCCACAGCGUCAUCUCCCUGAAGGAGGAGUAUGACAAGGAGCUGGUUGUUCUCUCUCACACUGUGAAACUGAUGCAGGAAAACAAAAGUGCUAUGAAUAAAACCUUAGGGGAGCUUCAGAAGAGUGAGAAUCAGCUCCAGCUCAAUAAGAAAACUUUGAAUGCUCAGCUGUCAAACCUCUUCAAAGAGAUCAAGGCAGUGGUGGAUCAGAAGGAGAAGCAGAUCCUGGCUGACAUACAAUCCAGUGAGAAAAAGCAGCUGUCAGAGAUUGCCACACUGAAGAAGCAAACAGAAAAGAAGAGAGAUGAGGCUGAGAAGGGUCUUCAGGACCUGCAGAUGCUGAGAGCGCAAACAGACCCUUUCCACUUCCUCAGAGAAUUUAAAGUGGCACAAGACAGGAUUAAUAAUCAGGAUUUCAGGACUGACAGCAUGGAAGUAUUACCACUGCAGCUGGAUCAGGCAACAAUUGCUGAUGUUAGACGCUGGACACAGCAGUAUAUCUCAAACCUAGAUUCACAAAUGCAAGAGGUGCACAGUCAGUUCAUUAACCAAACAAAGAAGAACAGAGCAGCUCCAUUGAUAUACAGAGCAGCUCCAUUCUCCAGAGAUGAUUUACUUUUUCAAGGUAAUCAAUUCUCGCAUUUCUUCCAAAAUCAAGCAUCUGGUAUUUUUCAAACUAACCCAUUUCCAUGGAAAUAGACUGGGAACACAAGGCAGUGAAUGCAGAACAUACAACGAAAGGAAAGGAUGUGGUGUCUGAAAUAGUGGUUUCCAGCAUGGUGCAUUAUUCCCAGAAGUAAUAAAGAGACAUGAAAAAAGUUGGGGAAACUGAGACCAAAGAGAUUAAAUUCAACAUUUUCAAAAAUGUCCAUUAAUUCUGGGUACUUUUCAAGUGUCCCUGCCAAAAAAACUUCCUGCAGCAAAUAAAAAUAUAGAAUAUGAAUGCAAAGAAUUAAACAUGAAUGCAGCAAAAAAGCCCAUGUGGCUUGUCCUUCUCCCUUUCUCACCAACACGUGGAAUUGCUUGUUUCAGAGUAUUUACCAACCAAGCUAUAGUCGUGUCACCAGUGAUUAGUCUGACUAAAUAGUGGCUGUAUGUGUGUAAGCUUUUGACUUCUGUUCAAUGUGUUUUGGAGCAAUCAAAUAAAUGAUUAAAAACAUGUAAAG
Molecule: messenger RNA, 1786 nt
Organism: Emys orbicularis (European pond turtle)
Lineage: Eukaryota; Metazoa; Chordata; Testudines; Emydidae
Product: E3 ubiquitin/ISG15 ligase TRIM25-like
Exons: 9
Coding region: 42-1319 (425 amino acids)
Molecular function (GO): zinc ion binding
Source: RefSeq, a predicted model, not a curated record